Molecule: messenger RNA, 744 nt
Organism: Suillus clintonianus
Lineage: Eukaryota; Fungi; Basidiomycota; Agaricomycetes; Boletales; Suillaceae
Product: kinase-like protein
Exons: 5
Coding region: 1-744 (247 amino acids)
Biological process (GO): protein phosphorylation; signal transduction
Cellular component (GO): cytoplasm
Molecular function (GO): protein kinase activity; ATP binding
Source: RefSeq, a predicted model, not a curated record
AUGUCACUUACAUCAGAGGUCGCCACUUCCCAGAGGAUAACGCGCGAACUCAGAAUAUGCGCCAUCCUCAAGCACAAAAACAUUCUCCCCAUUUAUGGUUAUACUUACGGCUUCGGCCCAUUCAUAGCGCUGGUCAGUCCUUGGGCGGAGAAUGGAAACCUGUCGUCCUAUUUGGAACGUGAGUUUGCAAAUCUUACUCUCGUUAGACGAUUUCAGAUUCUCAGGGAUAUUAUAGCUGGUCUCCAAUAUCUUCACGCUAACAGCGUCAUCCAUGGCGACUUCACUGGUCCUAAUGUGCUCAUCCAUGGCGAUGGCACUGCGUGUGUUGCUGACUUCGGCCUCUCCUUGAUGUAUUCGGAGAUUAUAAGCGCCUCCCAGGCUUCCUGGACAUCCACACUCAAGGGAAACAUGCGAUGGAUGGCUCCUGAGCUACUUGUACCAGAGCGGGAGGAUGGAUCUCUGACUCGUCCGAGUGAACAGAGCGAUAUUUAUUCAUUUGGUGGUAUCAUCUUACAGGUUCUCACCAACAAGAUUCCCUAUUAUUACCUGCCGAAUGAUGCAGCUAUUGUCCUAUGCAUAGCCAGGUCGGAAAAGCCUUCCCGACUUCGUUAUCCUGUGCUCCUGGAGAAGUAUUGGCAGUUUAUUGAGCAAUGCUGGUCUACCGAUCCGCGAGACCGUCCAUCGACAGAGGCAGCUGAGGGAGUAAUCAGGAAUGAAUAUUAUGCGCUAUCCAGAUCUCCUUGA